CUGAAAUAUAAGAGCCCUUCAUGGUCCUCCUACAUGCUCUGUGUUUAACUCCCAACACAGACAGUAUAUGACAAAACAGCAAGAGACCCAGCUGUUUGAGGUCUAAAGGAAACAGAGUAAUCUUCUUGGCUGCCUACUGCAGAACCAAGGAAUCCCAUAGGAGACAAAACAGAUCUGGCAGGCUAUGCUUGUUUCUCUAGGAUCCCUUUCUCUGAAAAUCUACAAUCUUUCCUCAUCCUGUCCAAGCAUCAGAAGAGGCAACUGGUAGAAAAAUGUGAGUAUCUGAGUAACUUACAUUCUCUAGCUCUCUAAUAUAUGAAACUUGAUGAUUUAAAAAGUUGUUCACAGCAAUAUCAAAGAUAUUCUCACUCACAGCUGUCAUAAUGAGAGAACAUAAUGGAGAAUUUCAGGUUCCUCUCCUCCCUAUAGUUCUGUAUGUACCGUAUGAAAGUUAAGAUUUCGCUAUAUGGCCAAAGAAAGGAACUCACAUGGGGAAUAAAGAAUGGAUGCACAUUUUAAACUUGGGAGAACUAACCGGUAUUAAGAUUUGCUGAGAGAUUAUGUGGGUGGUAGUAGUUCUAACAGAAGUUGCAGUUUGCCUACUGGCUAGCAGGUCAUACGUUGUCAAUGUUGUGAAAUUUGGGUUACCUGAAAAUUAUGAAUCAUACUUAUUCCUAUUAUUAAAUGUUCUAUGUUGCCUCUGUGUGUGUGUGUGUGUGUGUGUGUGUGUAAUUUUUCAAAAAAGUCUCCAUAUACUAUUUUGUGCUGCCAAUAUAACAGCAAAAUUAACGAAGCAAAUUCAAGCAAACUCAGUUACUUGUACCAAAAAAGAAAAAAACUGAAACAGUUGUUUGGAGGGGUGGUGUGUCUGCUAAAUGGUAUAAUUCUUAGAGUAAUUAAAGUAAGUUAAAGUAAUUAUAUUUACAGUUCACCUGCCAUUUUCUCCAGCCUACCCUUCCAUUCAACAUAUCUGUUAUGCAAAGAAAUAUUAUGACGUUUUUCUCAGAUUCAAGUCCUCCAUGCGCUCCAUGGGGCUUAGUCCCACAUAAAUGUGCAAAAUAAUGUAGCCUCCUAGGCUAUUGUCAGUGAAAACACAUAAUAAAGCUACAGUCCUAAAUACACUAUCUGGAAGAAACUUCCAUUCAAAUGGAAUGGUACAUCAAUGUGUUUAAUCAGAUUUAUAAGGCAUGUUUCAUUCCUUGUUACUCAGCUCUUUUCUAUUGUACUUUCCACCCUUACUUUUUCUGGCCGCAUGAGCCUUUAAAUCAGUGCUGGCCACCCAUAGUAUUUUGAUCCUUUUGAUCAGUUUGUGCUUAUGACUGUGGAUGUGCUAGUGGUGAGAGAGGUCUGACACAGGAGUCUCACCUCCACCCCAUACAGUGGCAAGCUCAGCCACCAUCACUAUUCCUAAUGCCCUUAUUUCCCCAACAUUACCCCACCCCGAAUCAGCAAAUUCCCUCACAUUAGAGUCAAUGGGGAAGGGGGAAAUGGUUCAUUCCAACCUGGUUGCAAUGAGUCAGCAGGGCUUUCAAUGUGGCAAUUUCUUCACCAUGUAUGUGUUCUCAUUCUCAUUGCCCCUCUCAUUUAUGUGUGUAUAUGUGUGUGUCAUACACACACACACACACACACACACACACACAAUUGCUAUGCCCAUCUUGUAUCAGUAAACAUACAAAGGAAACUUUCCUAUAACUGAAGGUCAUUUUAUACUGUACUAUUUAAUAUCCCAUACUCAUUUUGCAUUAGGAAUCUGUCUAAAACUAUCAAUUAGGAUGGUGAAGCAUUGGAACUGAUGCCCCGCAAUAUUUUUUCUUCAGUCUUCCUUGUUUUAACAACGUAUUUUCCCCCAGCUGUUCACAUACUUUCACUGAAAAGAAGACCAUUUUCUCACAUCUGGUCUGUUCCCAUCUGAUGUUCGUUCUCGUAUUUUUCGUCAUACCAUACGAUUGCUUGACAUUUCUUAACAUAUCUCCCCCCCGCCCCCGAGCUGGCUGGAACAAAUAUAUCCAUAAAUCUGUUAACACAUUGCUAAGAAUUUCAUUUUGCUGCCAUGCAGGUCACUAGGAUUGAGGCUGCGUAAUCUGUAGAAAUUUAAAGAAAAUGUUUGCUUUGUGACAUUGACCUAAGGAAAAAGCAAGCUUGUUUGAAGAUGGCUCUGAUCGUCAGUGACCUAUGCAAUACUCAGUCUCCCAAUUUGAGGGUCCCAACUGCUCUGUGUGUUUUGUGUGUGUGCACAGAACUCUUGAGCACCCAAGCAUUCCCAUUCACUUAACUGGGAAGGGACAGUUCUAUGAAUGCAUCCAUUUGCCAGCUAGAGACUCUGCCUCUCACACUGAAGUGACUGGGGAAAUCCUGGUUGCUCUAUAGGCUUCAGAGCCUCUAUGCUUGUAUGCAAUAUUCCUGUGAUAUGCAGACUUUUAAUGUAUGAUUCUUCAAGAUUCUUCUAUCAAGACUAAACUCAUGGGGGAAGACAACAACAUGAAAAAGUAACGAUGCCAGCAUAGUUAACAGUCAGCUAUCAGCUAUUAGAGGCAAGAAGCCUGCCAGAUGAAAAGAACAGCGUCUACCUGAGAGUUCUCAGAGAACUCAAAUGUGAAAUUGCUGAUCUUCUAGCAAAAAUAUGUAGUGCUACUCAGGUCACUCUCCAUCUCUGAGGACUGAAAAGUAACCAAUGUAACACCAAUUUUUAAAAAAGGAUCCAAGGGGGUUCCUGGAAAUUACAGGCUGGUGGAAUAUAAUAUUAAAAAUAAAAUAUGCAGGCGUAUAAGUAUUUAUUUGUUUAGAUGCCACCCAUCUGACUGAGUUACUCCAGCUACUCUGGGUGGCUUCCAACCAUUAUAAAACCACAGUAAAACAUAUAUAAAAUAUAUAGAAGAACAAGCCUUGCUGAAGCAAAGCCAGCAUGGUUUCUUCAAGGGUAAUUCUUUCUCAUAUAACCUAUUAGAGGUCUUUGAGAGUGUCAGCAAGCAUAUAGAUAUUGGUGAUCUGGUUGACGUAGUGUAACUGGACUUUCAAAAAUCUAGGGUUCUGUUUUUCUUUACAAAACUAGGUCAAGUAUUAAUAGAGUGGGAAAGAAGACCACCAAGCAAUCUUUUAAGGGCUUUACACUAUUUGGUAUAUUAUGCUCUAUUUUUGUAAGGUUUUAUUAGGUCACCCAAAAUGAUUGGUUCAUCUCAAAAAUAUUUUUUAAAAGCAGCAGUCUAUUUUUAACAAUUUGUAAGGUAAAGGUAAAGGGACCCCUGACCGUUAGGUCCAGUUGUGACCGACUCUGGGGUUUUGGUGCUCAUCUCGCUUUAUUGGCCGAGGGAGCCAGCGUACAGUUUCUGGGUCAUGUGGCCAGCAUGACUAAGCCGCUUCUGGCGAACCAGAGCAGCGCACGGAAACGCCAUUUACCUUCCUGCCGGAGCAGUACCUAUUUAUCUACUUGCACUUUGACCUGCUUUCAAACUGCUAGGUUGGCAGGAGCAGGGACCAAACAAUGGGAGCUCCCUCCGUUGCAGGGAUUCGAACUGCCGACCUUCUGAUCGGCAAGCCCUAGGCUCUGUGCUUUAGACCACAGCGCCACCCACAUCCCUUUCAACAAUUUGUAAGUUUUGUUAAAAUGGGGUUAUUAGGCUUUAAAGAUCAAAGGCAUGAAAGAGAACAGACACUUGGAAAUGGAUUAGAAUUGUCACAGAGCAGGAAGGAUCAAGGACGCUCGACACAGCCACCUUACUGCUGCAGCAUCCUAUGGAUUUGGAACAUCUAAAUCAUGGCAGCAGAUGCUAGGAGGGGGCUGCAUUCUAGUAGGUUGCUUUGUUAACAUGGCAAUUCUAGAUCUGAUAUAAAAUGUUAGAAAGGCUGAGAACAAUUGAUCAGAUGGGCUACUGACCCAGAAUAAUAUUUAUAGCCACUGGUUCUACACAUGUGUAAGCAACAAUUCAGUGACUCACUGUACGUUCGCUGUGUUUGGAAAUAAGGCAGACAAUGAAAGAACCAGACAACCUUUGUAGUCCAUUAAUGUGCGUAGCGCCAGGUCUUUGGAGUCUUUCUUUAUCUGAUUUACUCAAACACAAAAUAUAGCUUCCAGCAAAAUUAAAGUUAACAUGUUUCUCUAGAGAUUAAGAUCAAAGCAGUGGAAAAGAUUCUAUUUCAACAGCAUGAUGUUCGCUCCCUUAUCUAUAAACUGGGGGUUGGGGGUCAGAAGACAGCAAGUGUAGGGAGAUGUCUGUUAAUCAUUUUGAUGUGUUGUCUUAGAGAUUGUCCACACUUCCACUUGUUUCGUUUUUUCUUCCGCUUGUUCCGUGCUUUUUAGGCACAGGUCUGAGAGGUUUUUCAUUUGCCCCACCACUUUCCCCAAGGAAACUCACUGUUUACUGCUAAAUCGGAGCAAAUGUCAAUCCGAAAAGUCAUACUUGCGACAGUUAGGCAGAAAGCAGAGGGUUUUCUCAGGACAAGCUGCAGGGCAAACAAACAAACGCUCACACCUGUGCCUAGAAAGCAUGGGAAAAGCAGAAGUGUUGAUGAGUCCUUCAAAUCUUAUACCACAGAGCCUUUAAUGAGUCACUCACUACUCCCUGUUUUCUCUUGAGUCUCACAAAGGUUCAGGGAAAGGUACAAGAUUGGGCCACUCCGCAGGGGUGCCAUUUUAGAUUACAGUAAUAGAGUGGACAGAGCUGCAGCAGGGCACUCCUUACAGGGCAGACACAAGCAGCAUUCCGUGUUUCCCAUUGCUUAUGUAGUCAAAACAGCCUCACACACUCAAGGGUGCAGGGAGGUAUUUAUCAGACCUAAGAGAGAGCCUUUAGGUUUGCAUCAAAACAAACAAAAACUAGGGAGGAAUCAGGGGAGAAUUCACCACCACCACGACCCCACCUAAGUAUACAACUAGUGUGCUCCUAGUUGUAAACCUUACAACAAAUUUGUAAGUGAAGUCUUCCAGAGAGGAGGACUGGGGUUGAAAGGAAGUGGCUUUCCUAGCUAACCAGUGAGUCCAUGGAAGAGACAAGAUUGGAACUGAGGAGCUUCUGGUUCAUAACACAGCCUCUUAGCCAGUAUGCUCCAUCAAUUUCAUAUGACCUACUUUCUUCCCUUUUCCUUUUUAAAACCAGGACCAUUAGUUCUCCUCACUUGGUAUUGUCUAUGCUGAUUGACAAGGGGCUCAGUUAGCAGUUUUUCCAAGCCCUUGCUGCAAAUGCUGGGUAUUGAACCAAAGAUCUUAUGCACACAGUACCUAACAGUGUAAACUCUUAAGAUGAUCUUCCUCAGGGGCAAUAGUUUAAUAUUCCACCACUUUGGUCCCUCAACUAACUUGAGUGCUAGUUUGUGUUCCCCAUUCGAACAUCUAUCUACCCCCCUCUUUUGUAUGACUUAAAAGCAAAUAGGCAAUAGUUUUGAGCAUAAGAUGCUCACUCAUUUCUGGGAUUGCUUUGAUGGAUUGUAUUGUCGGUCAUUUUAGAUAGCAGGCCAUUUGACACAGUUGUAGACACAGCAAAUCACUUUGACACGAAGUUUUGUAGUAUGCAGAGACAAGGAAUUUUCCACUGCUUGUGCCAAAUAAAGUAGUCACUAUUUUUGGUCUGAGAUCAGCAUUCCAUCCUCCUCCUCUUCUUAUACUCCUCCUCUCUGACAUUCCACAAACCCUGAGGGAAUACAAUUAAAAACUCAAGAGUUCUCAGCCAUCCACUCAUUUUUAGCAGGAGAGUCUAAUAUAUUAGUUACAUGUUCUCAUAUCUGUGUGUGUGAACUGAGGGCUAGAUAAUAGUUGGUAUUUCAUAAACCAUUCUAUUCCCAAACCAGCUCAACACAGGAAAAGUGGGUGGAAUAAUCCAAGCAUUAUAUAAUUCAGAAGUUUUUCUCAGCAUUAAAAAUCAUUUACAAACCCAUGCUGGUACAUAUUGAUUUUGCCCAUAGCAUUCCAACUUCCACCACCCACCAAAAGGCUCUUUUGCAUAUGCCCUACUGAAAUGAGUGGGAUCUCCAAUGAGGCAGCUUUCGCCCAGCUUGUGCCUUCUGGAUGUUUUGGACUCCCAACUCCCAUCAGCCACAGCUGUUGGGAAAUGGAGUCCAAAACAUCCAGAAGGCAUCAGGUCAGUGAAGGCUAAAAUAAGGUAUGUGGGGGGGAGGAAGCCUAGUGGAUUGUGCGAGGUGGGUCAGAUUUAUCUUGGCUACGGCUCUGCUCAUUUUGAUCCUUCAAGGUUUUCUUCUCAUGAAUUACUCUGAUUUAUUUGCUUAGUGGACUGGAAAGGGUUGUGUGCAUGAUUAAAAAACAAAAACAGCAGCUUCUGGGAGCCAGACAUCAUGAAGGGUAAUCCUUGAAGGAGGGGUUCCCUUGGCAAAUGGUCACCAAUCACCUAUUGGUAGAAAAUCCUCACCUCCUUUUUCCAAAGCACCAACCACUUGUCUGCUGCAUCCAGGGUGUUGCUAAUGUAUAGCACCAUGUUCCCAGAUUGAUGCUAUGUGUGAGGGUAUGUGAAUCAUAGCAGCUGUAGCUACAUGGUUGUGCUUGGAACAAGGGAUGCAUCCACAUGGUGACAAGAUAGUACACUAGUGCCAUAUCUAGGGCAGAGUGAGGCAGUCACCUCAAGCAGGUGACUUGGGGUGUCAUGAACAGGCAGCAAAUUGUUAGGUUUUAAUUUGUUGUCGCAUUUUUACUGCCAGGGACAGGCCUAUGGGUGCCAGCAUCGCUUGAAUGGACCUGGGCACAUUGAUUUGUAGGGGACCAGAGGUGCCCAAGACAUUUUGCUGCCUGAGGUGGAACAGAAAAUGAUGUCCACCUCUCCAGUCUAAGUACAUGGUUCCCAAGGCUCUCACUCCUCCUCUUUGGAAGUAAAACAUACUGUAACUAAAAGCUAAGUCAUGGACACAUUGCUGCCCUUCAUGAUACAGAAAAUUAGUCAUCUGCCUCUGCCUAACUGUAGAGUCAGUCCUGUUGGGGAGAUGUGAUUUGAGGUUCCAUCUGAGGAAGCAAAUUAUCUUGGAUUGGCCCUCUUCCUUUCCAUUUUGUUCUAUACUGGUCAGCACUAAUUUCUUGUUUUCUAGUACCCACAAAGGGGCUCAUUUUUUAAGUAUGCAAGCUACUUUACACACAUUUUCUCCUAACUUUUCAUCCCUAUAUUUUCUUACUCUUCAACCAGUCUCACAACUGGGGCAGCAUGCAUAGAGUCCUUUCAAAGUCUGGUAUUCAGCUCAGAGUAGAGCCACUGAAAUUAAUUUAGGCAUAUUCAUUCCAGUGGUACUACUCUGGGUAAAACUGAGUUGAAUUCCCAUCAAUGUGAUUAAAAUUCUGUCAAGCACUCAUUUAGGAACAGGGAGCUGAAUUCAGUUCCCUUUCCUUCUUUCCAACCAAACACCUGAUCAGCUGAUUUAAAAAUAAAAAUCUAUGCAUGUUGCUUUGGAGCCACCAUUGUGGCUCAGGACCAGAUCUGAGGAAUUGGAGAGCUCUGAUUCUGAAGUCUCUUUCCACCAUUUGGGGAAGGAAAUCUCAUGAAGCAGGAAGCCUCUAAAAACCAGUUGGUGGGAAUCAUGUGGAGAGACUACUAUUGUACUAAGAUCUGCUUUCAGACUUUCCAUGAUCAUCUGGCUGGACUAGGUUGGUCUUCAGCUUGAUCCAGCAGGGGUCUUCUUAAGCUCUUUCAUUAUGCUGUGUUGUUUUUUAACAAAACAAAAUGUUAACAAGGCACUGAAAAAUGAACUUGACCAUCAUGAAAGGCACUGCAGAAAGUAAUUGGCAGAAAUAUAGCUCUGCUGUGAAAGGGAAACAGUCGGGUAAAGCGGAAAGUUCAGGUUGUACACUGUCAUCAACCAUGUCUAAUAUUGCAUCCUCACCACAGGUAGGACAAUAGCACUACAGUCCAUACCUGAGAGGAUUGUGCUGCACUUGUGGAUACUUUCUCCGAACCAGAAAUAAAUUAGCAUCUUGCUAAUUGAAUCUUGCUGGCAUUUUCCUUGUUGAAUGGAAACAAAGUAUUUAAAUUGCAGGCAACAGGAAUGAUAAUGGAAUAUAACACUUCAAAAAUAAUUCACCUGGAUUCACUGGAGUAAAUGGAUGAAUUGUAUUAUCAGAUUUAAAAGCUAAGUUUGAGUAGUAUAUUUCUUUCUUUCUUUCUUUCUUUCUUUCUUUCUUUCUUUCUUUACCACACAUGAAAAGCUUUUCAUUCUAUUUUGUCUAGUUUCAAAUAAGAUACCAUGAGUGCAAUGGCAAGUUGGUAAAAUUAGAUUUUAUGUAAGAUACUGGAUUUGGGAAUUGUAGGGUUUACCUGGAUUGUUGUUGUUUUUAGUUGCUUUUAGUAUUCCUUUAUUUUUAAGACAAAAUCAAUGAGAGAGAGAUAUACAUAUGGGAAAAGAGGCUGAAUUAAUCCGACAGAUACCUUCUUUGUAUGUAAAGUAGAUCUAUUUUAUCCUGACACUUACUGGUAAUAAAAUGUUUUUCGGGUGGUAAAAAAUGUUGAAACACACAGAGGAUUUCUCUGCAGUCUUUCUAGUCGUUGGGUAUGUUUCACCAAUAUUUUUACACUUGAACACCCAUUAUCUGGUGAAUGUGCCAUUAGGUGAGGACUUGCAUAUGUGAAAGAAAUCAGCCCCCACAGAGCACUGCUUUCUGUUACCUGACAUCCCUUACACACAAUGUUGUGCCCAUCUCCCACUGAGGCAGUUAACCGGUUCAGCUGAAGGACACAGAGGUUUGCGUGAGCCAGUAAUGAGAUGUCAAGUAGUGCCGGUGCCUGAGUGAAUCAGCCCUGAACUAAUGCCCUUUAUAUUUUUACACACAGCAGCACAUACACGCUCAUGCUCUUUAUAAACAAGACUGAAAUGGUUGGGUUGAACUAUUUAAAGGUCAGACCAUUACAGAAAACCAACUGGCCAAGUGGUCAGGCUUUCCACCAUGGAAUUGUUCAGUCUGAGUUGAUGGAAAUCUGGUGAUAUUUUAUUUCUUGCUGCAGAUUCUAGUCUACUUGAGAAAGCCUUUGAUCUCAAGUAAGGUUUCCUGGCAUUUACUUGGCCAACCUGGUGGUGGGUUGGUUGUCUGAACUCAUCCAAACCCACCCUCAGUUUCUGAUUAUGCCGCCUCCUAUGAUUCUUGGCACCAAACCCAUUACUUGCAGCUAAAUAAACAGUAGCAGAUGUCAAAAGCACUCAAGGCUGGUAUUUUUCUCCUACAUAAGUGCUAGUCGCUUAGUGUUAUUCAUGACAUAUUGACUCAUUGCUUUGGCCAGAAUGACAUCUCAAAGCAAAACUGGGCAUGGGAUUGCUUUGGUCAACAGAACUCGAGUUAUUUUUGAAUUCCCUCCUUCCAAACAGUGGUCAAUUAUGUUGCUUAUAAAUGGACCAGGGGUUUAAUCACUGAUAAUUACCCACUAUUUACUUGCCAUCUUUACAUGAACAUCAGGACACCUGCAAACUAUGUGACAAAAAAAUUAAGUUGUUAUUGGUCAUUUUCCCCUUCAUGACGCAUAGGCUAAAAUGAUAAAAGUGUCUCCACAUGUUAACAGUGUAAGCUACUGCAUAAUGAAAAUCACUUUGUUUGACAUUAUAUUCUACCCCAUUUCUUUAAACUAUAGAAGUAACUUAUCCCAGCUAUCAGUAGGUUAGGUAGUUGUUAAUGGAGUUAACUUGGGGGAGGGGGGGCAUGGUGGGGUGUCCCUCACCACAACCCUGUGAGGAAAUAGUCUGAGGGUGAUUGACUGCUCCAAGGUAAGCAAAUGAGCUUUUUGGAUGAGUGAGUAUGAAGACCUGGUUUUCCUGCAUCCAAAUGCAACACUCUAACCACCACACCACACUGGUUCUCCUUUUCUUCAGAUUUGGGAGCUAACCAUUUGGGGAAUAGCCAUAGCUUGCAUACGCAGUACAUUCAGAAGGUUCCAGGUUUAAUCCCUGACAUCUUCAGGUAGUGCUUGGGUAGGGCUGAGAGAGACUCCUGCCUGAAACCCUGGAGAGAACUGCCAGUCAUUGUAGACAGUACUGAGAAACCUGGACCAGUGGUCUGACUUGAUAUAAGGCAGCUUCUUAUGUUUCUGUGUUGAGAAGCGGACACUACUUCACAAUACUUACUUUGCCACACAGAUAUUGGGAGGGAAAUCACCACACAGUGGCUCUUCCAGCUGAAAUACCAGUGCUGUGUGGUUCUACUUCUGUAACACAGACAUUUUCUCAACCAAUGAAGCUUGUUUAUAUAUCUUUAUCUAUAUCUAUAUCUGCAUGCAUAGAGAAACCAGACUUAUUUACCUUGGGACAUGAUUUUUCACUUUGGGCAAGAAAGAAGCUGACCAAAUUCCCAGACCAGUCCAUGGGCCUGAGGAAAGAGACACCAAACCUUGUAGGGAAGAGGUCAUAGCUCAGUGGGAGAGCACAUGACCUGCAUGCCUGGGGUCCAGAGUUCAAUCCACCCUAUCUUCACUUAAAGGAUCUUAAAUGGGCAGAGAUCUCCUUUUUCUAACCUUGAAGAACACUGUUAGUCAGAGCCGACAAACUGGAACUAGAUGGACCAGUCAUCUGAUUCACACUAUAAGACAGCCAUGUAUGUUGAGACAAAAUAAUACACCACAUUACGGCCUGUGAUUCAGUAUAUGGAGCUGAAUAUAGGAAUUGGGAGCGGUGCGUAGCAUAAAAAAAUUAACCAAUACUUUUAAUACUCUGGGUUAUCCUUCUCAUUUAGUUACUACAUGCUGAGACAUAUAUGCUAGGAAAGUGUUACUGUCAUACCAAUGAUAUAUAAUUUUCUUUUCAAAAACGGCUUGAAGGAUUCCCCAAUCCUCCAUAGUUCUUCUCCGAGUCCAUAAUAAACCAUGCACUCUUGACAUGAGCUGCACAAUAACAUGAAUAGAGAGAGAAUUCAAUGAAUCCAGCAGAUGUUUAAUGGUCAACUUCACUGGGAACUCUUUGGCUUCUGAUCUCCCUGAUUCUCAGGAACCAUGUCCUAAUUUUAGUAAAGUCCUUCUGGGUCCAAUGGGCAUAUAACAAACCAAAAUAGCUUGCCUACAAACCUGAGAAGAUUUUUCUGCUGUAUCCUGAACUUUUGAGUAUUUAUUCAAAUGAGUUUUCCAAGCACAGAGGGAUGAGCAGAAUCAGGUUUCAGGCUUGUGGGAUUGGCUUUGUUUUUUUCUAGAAUCCUAGAAUUCACCGACUGGAGCCAGGUACAAAAGACAUACUCUUUGGCUGUGUACACAUUACUGGUGUUUGCUGUGACUCCAGAGCACUCCUACCCCUGGCUUUUGAGUCCGUGUACACAUGGUGUUACCCAUGAUGCAGAGGUAUCCUGCAGUUUCUUGAGAAACAUUGCUGUUUGGUUUGUUUCCACCCAAACCAGCUUCAAUCUGAAAGGAAAAAUAAGCCACAUUCACUUGACAGUUAAGCUGAGGUGUGUACACUUGAGACAGCCAUUACACAUGCCAGAGGUGCCAACUUGCACCAGAGAUUGGGGGGGCCCAGCGAGGUGUGCUUGUGAUGACACAUGUGUGAUGCCACGUCACUGGGAGGAGGCUGAGCAUGGCUCCAAUGGCUGGUGGCUCCUCUCUCAUGUUUGGCCUCCUUCCAUGAUAGGAGGAGGAGGAGGAGCUGGCUACUGAAGCCAUGCCACACUCACCUCUGCACUCAGCUUCCUCUCCCGCUCCCAAAAGAUAUUGGGGGCCCCAAGACAGCUCCACCCAUGAUUUGACGUAAUGCAUACUCUGUUGGUGUAGAUUUUAAUGGCACUUUUAAAAAAGAUAAUCUGCAUAUUAUUAGGUGCUGUAUUGACUGACUUUUACUCUUAGUUCAUAGGAGAUUAUUCACAAAGACCUUUUAAUGCAAGGAUGUGGAAAUUCUGGAGAGUCAUGUGUGCUGCUGUUCCAAAGACUCAUUAUAGACAAAUUUCUCCCUAGAAACAUCAAGAAAAAUUGAAAAUGGCAAGUGAUCAGUCUGCUUGCUAUCACUGCAUGGCCUCCCUUUGUGGAAAGAGAUACGCUACAAAAGAAGACAAUGCUUACUGUGUGAAGUGCUAUGACAGCCUGUUUGCUAACAUCUGUGAAGAAUGCAAGAAGCCCAUUGAAUGCGACUUCAAGGUAAGUGUUGAUUUGUUUCAGAAGCAACACUGUUCCAGUGUUAUUCCAAGCUUUGUGGAAAUAGUACAUAUAGAGAUCAUAGGGGCACAUGUGUUACCCUGCCUUCAAUGUCCCAGUCGGUUCUCCCCGUCCCAAUCCAGGAAAGCCUGAAAGAUAUUUCUAAGAGCAAUCAGCUGAAUGUUCUUAGAAACUUUCCUGCAAUUGGGAAGCCUGCAGUGAUCGUGAGGGUGGGAUCAUAGGCAUGUUCAGCUGAAUGCUGAAAGAACGCUGUACAGAUCUUCCCACAGCCAGGCACCUUUGGCCCAGUUGGGGCCUUCAAAUACCUAAAUAGAGCUACACUUUCCACAUGAAGCAGAGUUCUGGGUGUUUGCUGAAUGCUCAAAAUCAGCAGUUAACUAUAAAAGCAGUUUUAAAAAUUAUUUUAUUUAUUUACUAUUAUGCAGUUACUAGGAAGCAGUCAGGUCCAGGGGUCUGGCCUCAGGCCUGCUACCUUGAAAACUUCAGGAUUCUUCCUCCUAGCAAACUUCAUUUGCUCAUGCCUGCCAUGUUGGAAGUGACAGGAAAGAAGGAAAGGGGCUCCUCAUUUAUUGAAAACCACCCACAGGCUUAAAAAAAUGUUUUAAUUCAACUCAGACAUGAAUCUAUCAUGAUCAACAACUAAUGAUUGUGAGCCAUGAAACUAUGCUCCUUUUCUGACAUAAGUGUGGGGCAGCAGAUGAAGUAGAGACUUUGUUUGGAGGGGUUCUGACUGCUCCUGUGUUGCUUGUGACUCGCCGCUGCCCAAGAUAUAGCACUAGUAUUCAUUCUUGUUAGAUCGGAGAUGAGGUUUGAAUGGUGAACUGACUGAAGUGCUUGUCUACAGAAUAAGGCUGAAGCAUUGAUAUGUACACCAGAUUACCUGCACACAAACACACACACCCAAAUCCAUAGAUCGGUAUAAUGCAUCCAUAGAUAUAGACAGGAAGGAACAAAAACAAGAGAGUAUAUUAUUAUUAGUUGGGUGGAGGGGUAGGUUGUAUGUCUGAGCCUCCUUCUAAUUCCUGGACCCAGCACUGAUUCAAUUCCUGGCAUAGCCAGGCUAGCUUCCUGGUAAAGUACUGGCCCACUAAUUAUGGGCCAUAAGCUAACAAGUAAAGGUAAAGGUAAAGGGACCCCUGACCGUUAGGUCCAGUCGCGGGCGACUCUAGGGUUGCAGCGCUCAUCUCACUUUAUUGGCCGAGGGAGCCAGCGUACAGUUUCCUGGUCAUGUGGCCAGCAUGACUAAGCCACUUCUGGCGAACCAGAGCAGCGCACGGAAUGCCGUUUACCUUCCCACCAGAGCGGUACCUAUUUAUCUACUUGCACUUUGACGUGCUUUCGAACUGCUAGGUUGGCAGGAGCUGGGACUGAGCAACGGGAGCUCACCCCGUCACGGGAAUUCGAACCACUGACCUUCUGAUCGGCAAGCCCUAGGCUCUGUGGUUUAGACAACAGAGUGGCAAAUGGGGGGGGGGCUAUCUCAACUCGCUGGUAUGUAGAAAGACAAAGGCCAGAGGUGAGAGUUGAUUUUUGUAAGCUAGAAGCUACAAGUACGGCUGCAGACAGGGCAGCUGGGAGACAGAACCAUGGAAUCCAAGGCUGUGGCUAUGGGAGAAGCAAGACCCCCUUGGGGUUUUAAUGCUGUGAACCCCUCUGUGUAGGCUCAGGUGGUAUAUAUGUAUAAAUAAAGCACAUAUAAAAUAACACCACAGUCUCCACUGUCCCUCAUUCCAAAGGAAACACGAACCCUGGGUAAGCAUCUGGAACCCCUGGGAUUUUGCACUGCUCAGAGAUUGGGGUGGUGCGCAACAAUAUAACCUGUGACAUUAAACUUCUGCAGAUAUAUGCGGGUUUUUAAUAGUUUGCAGGCUCCCUACAGACCCAAUGGGAUGGGUUUCAUCCAUCAUCUGAAUUCAGCAGCUUAAUAUAGAGAUUUUAAACUGCAUUAACCCUCAGAAUAAUGUCUUCGCUUCUUUAAUAUCUGGGUUUAAAAAGUGGGGGGGGGGGACCCAGUUAGUUGUAUUAUUUUAACAAUUCAUUCCAGAGAGAUUUCCUUUUCUAGCCUGGGCUUAAUUCAACUGAUAAGAUCGAGGGAAACCUUAAAAUAAAUUCCACUGACAAAUAACCAGUGAAAAAUGACUUCCCCUUGGUCUGUAUUACAGACAGCCUCCCCUGUAACUGCUAAGAUUCGCAGGGAAAUAAAUGGCAUUCAUCAUUUUUAUGUAAUAACACUGUCUCCGCAAGCAAGAUAUCUCAAGAAAAGAUGUGUUUGGAUUAAAAUAUUUUAUUCGCCAAAUGACAACUUCAUUUUGUUGUUUAUCUCCUAAUGCCUCCUCACUCAUCACAGAAAUAGCAUCUUAGUGGCAAAUGGGGAUGAUCAAAAGGAAACAAAACUUCACAUCUUUGGGUUUCAUCUUUUCUCUCAGAACUCAGGCAGAACUUUUCAUGAAAACUAUGCACACCACAGUGGGAUGUGUGUAUAGAGAUUUGUUCCUCCUUUAAUUCCUCAUAAAGCACAACUCUGUAUAGGAAAAAUAAGAGUAUAUUAAAUGUAUUGUACACAAAAUAUCACAAAAUAACAUGUACUAAUACUCUGAUUGGUAUGAGAUCUCUCUCUCUACACACACACACAGUUUCUGGUCAAUCUUGAAGUGAUAUAUAUAAUCCUACAAAUUACGGUACUAUUCAAUGUCUCCGCAUCCGAAAGUUCAACUAUAUUGUAUUGAAGUCCAGAGUGUAGAUUCUCUGUGUUAAAUCUUGUAGUUGAAAAACUGUAUGAGGAGGACUCCAACAACGAAAUAUCCAGGUAAAAUCUUGGCAUCCUUCAUCAAGGCAGUCUAAGUACAUUGUUAAAUGAUACAUGACAUGCUGUAAAUGACUCAUAUAAUACAAUCUUAUAUGAACCCCCCCCCCCACCUAAUAUGAUCCAAAAUAUUCAAGUGUUUCACUUACAUAUGCAGGCAACUUAAUGCUCAACAAUUAGGUCAGCUCCCACCUUGCGAGGGCACUCAGCCCCUGGUGAAAUGCUGACUCGGAUACUAAUUCUCCCGGGGUGGAGAUUUAAAGGGACCAUAGCAUUCCAUCACACUCUGGGAUAGCAUACAGUAAAAAUCACAGGAACAACUCACAAGAAACUACAAACUACUCCAAUCCAGACUGAGAUUUAGACCUUUGGGGAUGACUGUAUUCAGAUGGAAAAUCCAUCUGGCUUCCAAUUGCAACAUAACCUUUCUUACAUCUGGUCUGCUGUAUGGGUGUGAUUUAUACACUUAUAUACAUACGUACAUGGGUAUGACGCUCCGUUCUAUACGAAUCAGGAUUUUAGAACGUAUGUCCAGAAUUAGACACAAAAAAUUGGAGGCACCUAUGGUACAAAGCCACAUACAACUCACACUUGUGAGGAGAUAGGCUUUGGGUUCUACAAGACAAUAUACAGCCCAUUUCCCUAGCACAAAUAGAAGAGUCAGUUUUGCCUUUCUUACUCCAUUGACCUGAGAGUGAGUCCCACUGAAUUCAAUUUUGCAGAGACGUGGUUCAGAUUGCAGGCUUUUCCAAACAGUUCCUUUCAUCCUGUGCUAGCUCAGAUAAAGUAUGCAGCUUGAGGGUAGACAAGGAAGAAAAGGUCAGAAAACUUCCUCCGAUGUGGUUAAACUACAGAAUAUUCUGUCGCCCUGCAGGUCAUUUUUGACAAUUAUUCCGAAACCAAUGGCUCAUAGCGCCUUCUGAUUUGAUUGUAUCCAACUGGUGGGGGCGCGGGCACGGGCAGUGUUUAAAGGAAGCACCUGCUUUUUAUUAACAUGCAUUCAUUGUCUCUCAAAGGAUCUUGCUUACAAAGGCUGCCACUGGCAUGAAGCGUGCUUCAAGUGUGCCAAGUGCCAUCAGUCUUUGGUAGAAAAGCCUUUCGCUGCCAAAGAUGAGCUCCUGCUGUGUACAGAGUGUUAUUCUAAUGAGUAUUCAUCAAAGUGCUUCCACUGCAAGAGGACCAUUAUGCCUGGUAAGAUAACAAGGAGCUUUUGCUAACGAAAUAAAUAGGGUCGCAUGGCGGUUUUAAUUAAUUUUGAACACUGGUCUAGAGGAGCUCAAUAGGCAGAAGUACGAUUAAGGUGAAACUCUCUUCUUUAAUCCAAGGGCCUUUUCAGAUGAAUGCUUCAUUUUUACACGUGUUUCACAUUCCUUAUGCAGAGGCCAGUUUGCUAUUUACUGUCCAAUUCACCCACCUGUUGCCAUUUCACCUUUUGCCAUUUCACCCCCCCCCUUUCUUCUUUUAGCUUUUAGGAAUGUGAUUAGGUGAGUUUUAUGGAGAGCUACUUAUGCAGAUCCACAUCGUUUUGUAUGUCUUUUUCCUGAAAGAUUUGCUUCAAAAUGAAAGCUACUUUCCCAGGAGCUGAGCACUCCCCAUUGUACCACUCCAGUGGGAUCCUAAAUAUCCUUAAAUUUAAAAAGGAAAUACACCUUUUUUUCUCCAGAAAUGCUUUUGGGUGUUGUACUAUUCCACUUGUGACACAAAUAGACAUUGGGAUCCCAUAGCCUGGCUGUUUCCUGCGGCAAGGUUUUCUUAUUCGGAAUCGCAAAACCUUCUUUGUGCCUCCAAAACUUUUUUUUUUUUAUAACCUUACAUUCUGGGCAUGCCUUUCAGUCACAGAAUGGAGUCCCAGGGAACCACUGGCAGGUGGAUUCUUUCUCAGCUUUUCUUUUUUUGAGCAGCAUUUUCAAUUACCUCAUGGAGGUCAGUCGAGCCACCCAUCUCACACAUGGCUUGUCGCUCUAUUUUAUAAGACUGAUGCAUUCCCCAUUGCACUUCCUCCAGAAGAAAAGUUGUGGGGGCUCUGGAUCCUAUCCGCCAGCUCUGACAAUUGUGAGUAACAGGUGCUCUGCCACAGUUCUUUAUUCAGCCAGAGCAUAGGCAGCAAUCAGCAAUUCCUGCUAUGCAGAGUGGGAGUACAAAUUCAGGCUUGCAUCUGAGACUGAAAUGUUGUCACUGAAUAAUUCAGACCCAUUCAAAGCCAGGGUGCUGGCCAGGUGUCCCAAAUGGAAAUUUUAAUUAUGUACUAAAUUGCCAGAUUUGCAUCAAAUUUUGCCUAUACCAAAAAUAUUAGACAGAUGCCCUAGUGCAGGGGUAGCCAAGGUGGGGCCCUCUAGAAUGGUUGGUUGCUUAUAAGUCACUUUGGGUUGCCUUGGGCAAGAAAAAGCAACUAAGAAAUUUAAUUAACAACAACAAAACAAUAGAUGUUGUGAACAACUCCUGUCAUCAAAGACCACUUGCCAUGUUGCUGGGGCUGAUGGGAUUUGUAGUCCAAAAACAUCUGGCGAAUACCAUUGACUGUCCCACAGUAGUAGAGCAUGCUAUGAUAAUUAUUUGUAUCAUGUCCCAAAAUAGCCAUUUCUGUGUUACAUAACUAUUUUGUGGUGGUGCUACAAGGUUGCAACUGGAGAGAGUGAAUGUUUUCUAGCAGAUGGGCACUGAAACAUUCUGCUACAUAUAAGCUAUUAUCCAAACAACUGGCCCUAAUUUCUGAUUAUUUUGUCUAAUAACAUGCCAAGUUAUAUGUUCAAGAUAUUGAUUAUCUAUAGAACAAUUCAGAAAUCCGCAAAUCAAUCCACCUUACCAAAAUUAAUAAAUAAAUGUUAACACAUCUGGCAAGAUUUCCUCAGCAUGGGAAACAAGUGUGACAGAUCCAGUAUUUUAAAUUUUAAUACGCUGGACACUAGUAGCAGUCACACAAUUAAAUUAGUCUACUUAAUGUUAAAUCUGUCUAAGCUGUACUUAUGGUCCCUUCUGAAUAAAUUGGAAGACCAAUGUGACUGUGGUGGAAUCUAUGCACAUAUUUUAAAAAAACACUGUGAAAAUGCUUUUUUUUAAAAGUGUUUUGAAAAAUAUAUUGAAUUUGCCAUAAGCUCACCAUCACCAUCUAACGUCACAUUUGUAUAAUGCACUUAAAACACACCUAAGACAUUAUAUUUGCAGCUGUAUAGCUGAGUCCUGUGAGUUGAUUUAGGAAUGGGAUUUGGCAGCUGAAUUUAGAAAACUAUGGUUGAAGGUAUGAAGCACUGAUAGUGAUAGGUAGCUAGUUUCUUUUAAUUCAUGCAGCCUAGUCAGAUGCAAUCAGAAGGGUCACAGAGACAGUGGGCAGUGCAGAGAUGUGAGAGCCAAACUACACGUGAUACCAUAAAGUCUGGCAUAGAACCAUCACUGGAUUUCACAACUUUUCAAAAUUUUAUUGAGGUACCCAUACACCCCCACCAUGAGCCCAGUACCAGCCUCAGGGGAACAUUUAGGUUGGGGGAGCGGUGUAGGCACAAAGGACUAAGACCCUCCAUCUACCCUGUGCCACUUCUCCAGUAAACCCCAGAGAACCCCCACAACUACUAAAAAAAUGCAGGGAGGUUUGGUCUCCUGCAUUCUUUGUUGCUUGGUUCUGAUACAGAGAUGUGAUGGCACCCUUAUUUUUGGCUGCUUGUUUCACAGCAGAGUUUUAUUUCAGAUUAUCGCAUAUAUAUGGCAAUUUUCCUCUACUACUUAUAAUCAACUAAAAAAAAAGAAAAGGAGGAUAAUAGGCUUGCUAAAAAUUGUUUACUGGUACAGGUAAAGUGCAGUGAUGAAAUAAUUUGUAGACCCAACAUGAAGCUAAAAUGGAAUAAUGCAGUGUUGACACUUUCCAGCAUAAGAUACGAGAGUCUUGAAAAGGUGCUCAAUUCACACAAGCACUGGCUAUAGGAGUUUAAUGCUUCCCAGGACUUGGAGCUAAUUAGAACCUCAUUGUUUUCAUUAUACUUACCCUAUAUUCAAUUACCACUUGUACAAAACAGCUAUUUUCCUGAACUGCCUUCCUCCUCUCUGUGUAAAGCUUCCCCUGUGCUGCAAUUUCAAACCAUGCUAUUUCAAGUCCUUGAAGAGGAGGUGUUGGAAAGUCAUGGUUAACUAAUGUCUUUGCAUUUAUUUUCAAUAGUCAAUUGAAAAUAUUUUCCAUUAAGUGUUAUAGUAUUCCAUUUAUGGUAAACUUAGAAAACAGCUCAGGAUUAGAAAAACUAGCUGCAAAAUGUUGCUGAUUUACUUAAGCUCCUGAUUUUUACCUAAAACAUUGCUGUACAGACCAGAAGGGAGACAGGGAUGUCUACACCCAAGGUCUAUUUCUUUAUUUGCUUCCCUACAACAAACUCCAAUUCACUGAAGCUGUCAUCUGUGUGUCUGCUCUCAUCUACACAUGCAUCAUCAUUCGCACAUGUGCAAUGGCUGUCUCAGAUGUACGCACCUCAGUUUAACCAGGGCUUCUGCGGAAAUUGAUUUGAAGGAAAGCACAUCACACCAGAGUAUUUUUCAAGAUGCUGCAGGAGACCUAUGGACUGUGGCUGAUGUCAAGUUUCCUCAGCUUCAAACACCUGUGUUGGUUGUAUACUUGAGGCAGAAUAAAACAGUAAUGCGUACAUAGACUUAGAAGAAAAUUUGUUGAAACAAAUAUGGAAACUGCAGAGACCUCCACAGGUAUUAUUAUGUCUUUCCCUAUCAGACAUAUUAAUACCUUACCUCCCUAUAUCUUAUUUUUAUGUCCUUUGAUUAGUUUUGAGAUGGCCAUUUCACUUUGACAUUAAAACUUGAAUUUAACCAUGAGUUUCUGUGCUUGGCUGAACUGGGGCUGUUGUGCUAUUAUUGAUAAUGAAGAAAUAAUGUCCUAACCAUACUGUUUUAGCACAGUUUUUAAUACAGCAUUCCCAGCCGGCCAAUAAUCUGUCAGGUUUCAUGAUUGGUUUUGCAGGUUCUCGCAAAAUGGAGUUUAAAGGAAGUUGUUGGCACGAAGCUUGCUUUGUUUGCCAGCACUGUCGGCAGCCGCUAGGGACAAAGCCUUUGAUUACCAAGGACAACGACAAUUAUUGUGUGCCUUGUUUUGAGAAGCAAUUUGCUCAGUGUUGUUACUCCUGCAAAAAGGUAAUGAAGCAAAUGAAAAAUACUGGGGCAGUGGGGGUGGAGAGAUAGGUGAUCACAAUGAACUUCACUGUCCAUUCCACAAACAGAGGGUUGUCAUUUGUCCACAAAGGAGAAGCAGACACUCUUGGUGACAGCAGCCACCCUCUGCAAUGCACUCCUUCAGAUAAUUCAGGAGACCAUAAUUACCUUUAAACCCCUCUUCAUAUUAAGCAGUAUAAUGUUUGUUAACAAACCAAAAAAUAUUCUUUCUUACAAUGACCCUGAUGCAAACAUCCUCAGGUUUGAUAGAAUUCACUGCCAAGAGAUGGGAGGAAGCAGAUACUCUGAAUCUGUUUCCAUUGUCAAAAUUACACGCGGUGAACAGGUGCGCAGAAGGUGAAUGCUAAUAGCACCAACAAUGCAUUAAAUGGUGCAUUUUACAUUUCAGGAGCACCUUAUGGGAUACAAGAUGGGUGCGCCCCCCCCAAGUCAUCAUUUAGUGCAGCAUUUCCCAACUUUGGGUCCCAGCCAUCAGACCCAGUGGUGAGGGAUGUUGGAAGUUGUAGUCAACAACAUUGGAGGACACAAGGUUGGGAAAGCCUAAUCUAGGAGGCACAGAUGUGUCAUUAUUGGGAAUAAGUCCCAUUUGACACAAUUAGACUUCUUAAUGGACAACGCGGGUGGCACUGUGGGUAAAACCUCAGCGCCUAGGACUUGCCGAUCGCAUGGUCGGCGGUUCGAAUCCCCGCGGCGGGGUGAGCUCCCGUCGUUCGGUCCCAGCUCCUGCCCACCUAGCAGUUCGAAAGCACCCUUAAGUGCAAGUAGAUAAAUAGGUACCGCUUUAUAGCGGGAAGGUAAACGGCGUUUCCGUGUGCUGCUCUGGUGCCGGUUCGCCGGAGCAGCGUCGUCACGCUGGCCACGUGACUCGGAAGUGUCUGCGGGCAGCGCUGGCUCCCGGCCUCUUAAGUGAGAUGAGCGCACAACCCUAGAGUCUGUCAAGACUGGCCCGUACGGGCAAGGGUACCUUUACCUUUUACCUUUAAUGGACAUAUAUGAGAUUGUACUGUUAGAGAGAUAAUCAUAUGAAGGCUUCAGUCCUAAGACCACUUAUUAGGAAGUGAACUCCAUUGGACACAGUGGGACUUCUGAUUGGCAUACAUUGGAUGGUCUUGAAAGUAUGCUUCAGCUGUCCAUCCACCCAUGCAAUUCCACAAUAUAACACCAAGCCACAGCCCUUCUGUUUAAGUAUACCGUAUUUCUAAAAAUCUCAGUGUUGCAUUUCCUGUCGGCAGUCCAGCAGCCCCUUAUCCAUUUCCCCUUUACAACCAGCAGCUGUUUCUGUAGGAAUAGUCUCAGAGCCAACCCUGUUGGACAUUAGUAAUAAAAAAGAAAAUAAUUCUUCUGAGCAUGUGUAGAGUGCCUUUUCCCCUUGCUACAGAGACCCGGAGUGACAUUUUCCUUGAUCGUGGGGUGACUCCAAAGUACGCUGGAUAUUCAGCAUCUCUCUCUUUUUAUAAAUUAACCAAGGAAGUGUGGUGCUUAUUGACCUUUGGUUUUGUACUUAAUGCCCAAGUUCAGCAUCUGGCUACAAAUGCUCCUUUAUCAUCCAAUAGGUGAUAACUGCUGGCGGUGUGACCUAUCAUGACCAGCCUUGGCACAAAGAAUGCUUUCUGUGUACCGGAUGUGAGAAGCAGCUGGCAGGGCAGCGGUUCAUUUCCAAAGAUGAACACCCCUACUGCCUUGAGUGCUUCAGCAGGCGCUACGCAAAGAAGUGUGUGGCCUGCACCAAGUCUAUUACAGGUAACUGUUGACUAUCCAACUGACAAAAUACAGUCCAUAUUUUGAUGGUCAUUAUGGCAGAAGCAAGCCUCCUAUAUAAUCAUUGGCAGCAUUUGUGCUCCUUAUUGCUGACGGAUGAGCACAGGGUGCUAAAAUUAUUUAUGGUGAAUUGGAGAGCAGUACUAUUACCGCAGGACAUUUAUAUGAUCAUGAGAAAGUGGCCCUGUUGCCACAAUUCUUGAGCUGUAAUGAGAUUCAGGCUCAAACGAAAUGUUACGGUACAUAACAAAAUAUUGGCCACAUCCCUAGUUCCCUCUUUCGUCUCCGUAAGAUCUUGCAUAAUUUAUUUGCUAUCACAGCACCCUGGUUCAUAUCCAAUUCUGCUGUUCUCUGGUGCAUGUAGCAGAAUUUUCCCCCUUCUGCCCUUUCCCCUGCAGCGCCCUGAAUACUCCCAAAAUCUGUCCCAUGAGAUUAGAGGACCCUUUGGAGCAGAUUUUGAAGGUGCUUAGAAGAGAAGGAGCAGAAGUCCCAUUACACAGGCAUAACUCCACGCAAGCAGUGCUGAAUACACUAUUCUAUGUUUAGUGACUCUACCAGUGGUAGUCAACAAUUGGCAGCUGGAAUGGGAAAAUACAGGAUUUUGCAACAUGGAUACAUUGGACUACAUUUUAGGGAGGGGGAGGGAGGGAGAAGCUAUACAGUUGCUGCUCAUAGCUGUCAACUUUUCCCUUUUCUUGCGAGGAAUCCUAUUCGGAAUAAGGGAAUUUCCCUUAAAAAAGGGGGAAAGUUGACAGCUAUGUUGCUGCUGUCAGCAAUGGGUGUCUGCAUGUUGUAUGAACUACAGUGGUACCUCGAGUUACAAACGCUUCAGGUUACAAACUCCACUAACCUGGAGGAAUUAUCUCGAGUUGAGAACCUUGUCCCAGGACUUUCACCCUUUUGGUUUUGUUCUGAUUGUAUUCACUUUAACUGCAAAUAGAUAGAUGAUAGAUAGAUGGAUAGAUAGAUAGAUAGAUAGAUAGAUAGAUAGACAGAUAGGUAGAUAGAUAGAUAGAUAGAUAGAUAGAUAGAUAGAUAGAUAGAUACUAGUGAAAAAACGAUUAAUUCACCCCGGGCCUUUGGGAACUGAAUGGCCAGGGACCCACCAAUUGUAAAUAUUAGAUUGUAAUUUUAGUACACUAGUUGAUGGUUUUAGAUUUUUUUAUGGCACUGUGAAGCAUUUAGUGAUGACGAGAUGAUUUUAAUUAUAUUUCAUGCUGCUCUGGGCUCCCAGUUGGGAGAAGGAGUAAUAUAAAAAUCAAAUGAAUAAACAAACUAAAAAUAAACUCACAAGAUGGUUAUGGAGGAUGAAAAUGAAGAGGAAACUGCCUAUGUUACUCUGAACAUCUUGGGGAAAGGUCAGAUCCAAGAUGAAUUCUUUAGGAGAAGGGCCCAAGUUCAGUGGUCAGGGAUCUGUCUUACAUGCAGAAGGUCCAAGGUUCAAUCCCAAGCAUCUCCAGACAGGGCUUGGAAGGACACCUUGCCUAAAACUCUGGCGAGCCAAUCACUGUAGACAAUAUUGAACCAGAUUGGCCAAUGGCCUGAUUCAGUGUAAGGCAGCUCCCUGAGUUCCCAUUUUCCUGUGAGAAUAGCAACACCAAUGCAGUUACCAUGGUAAGUAAGUGGCGACUCCGAACAUGGCCUUGUUUACAUCCACAUUUUGGGUCAAAGAGUAUGAGUGCAAGAGGAAAGGCAUCUAUUCCCAGCCUCUGAAAAUCAAAAUAACCAACAAAAUACACAACUGUUUCAAGCAAAGCAAAAUCUCAAUGAGUCGUCCUCCCCUUUCCAAUUUCUAGUACACACAAACACAUUAAGCAGCAGCUGGAAUUGUUUUUAAGGGUGCCAUGGUAAGAGUUCACCCACUUCCUGAGCAUGUGAUCUGGGGAAUCCUAGCAUUGCCAGGCAUCCUAUGAAACUCUGGCUGGCAGGUGUGUCUGUUAUUCUCUCUGCAGUGAAAGACCUAGAAGGCAUUUUCUGUGUGUCAUGCUUGAAUCAUUUAGCCUCACCUUCAUAUUCCCAGAAUUGAAGAACAGAUCUUGCCAGAAAUAGAACACUGCUUUCAAGAUUUGUGCUUAAAUGGCUUAUAAUUAAAUGUUUGGCAAACACACGGAGGCUAUUUAAAAGUACUCUAAGACCAUUAGCUGGAUCCUUUUAAAAACAAAUUGAAUGACCUCUUGUCCCAGUUCUGAGGGGUAACACUGCCAAUUAAUUACUGACCCCGUCAUUCAAAGAAAGAAACAAAACUGAUGGGAAAUUCAAUCAGCCAUAACCUUUCUCUCCAUUGUGUAUGUGAGUUCACACACAGCAGACCCUGGAAUUUCUUCUACAGGCAUAAUUAAUUGCAAGCAAUUAAGCACCACCUUUCCACAGCUCCAUAAAAAUGUGCUUUUUAGGCCAAUUUACUUUUAUGUGUUAGAUUUAUAAUUCACAGUAUCCAACAAAUAUGGUGAACUGUUAAAUCCAUAGUAGGAUAAAGCUAUGAGUAUUGAACUAGGUGGGCCUUAGGUCUGAUCCAGUAGGACUCUUCUUAUCUUCUUACGUAUACAAAGCAGUGUGUACCUGUGGAUAUGCAUCCUGAAUUAAAACGGACAAGACAGCUCAGGGAAGCUGGCUUAAAUGUGCACAUUGUUGGUCCCAUAGUGGCCAAUUCUGAAUCUCAGAAAUAUAUACCAUAUUGGCCCGAAUAUAAGCCUCACUUUUCCCCCUGAAUUCCGACCAUGAAAAGUUAAAGCGUGGCUUAAAUUCGUGGCCUUACAAAAAUUGGCUAUUAUGAUAUCGCUGCUGAAACAGUGGUAAAAUGGAAUGGGUAUGAGUGCCUGUGGAAUUUUAAGGGAGCAGCUCAUAUUUGGGCCAAUAUGGCAGCUAUGUCAGCAUCUAUUGUUGUAGUGCAUGUCAAAACAUGGACCCUUCAGUGAAUUGAGGGUGGCCCUAGACACUUUGCUGCCUGAGGUGGAAUUGCAAAUGGUGUUCCCACAACCAGGCCAAGGUGCAUAGUUCCAAAGACCCAUCAAAUUAUUUUGGCGCCAUGAGACAGUGACUCCCAAAAGCAUUGUCUCCAUACCUGGUAGUAAAGAAUACAACAAGAAUAUUACGUAUCUGAUGUUUUGCUGUGUUUUCAUCACAGCAUUUCACCUCACUCUACCUAAUGGUAGGACUGGCCCUGAAUGAAUCACAUGUGUUCAUUGAUCCAAUUUUUCUCCAGUUUCCAUAUAUUAGGAUAACUGAGAGUUUUAUUUAAUCUGGGAGCCCUCAGUGGACAUGACAUAAUAAGUGGUGAGAGAGUCCUAUUUAGAUUUUUAGAUGGAACUAAUUUGCCUCAGUGUAUGGCAGCUUCACUUCAUUUAGCUCAGGUUUUGACAUUUAUUAAAGGAAGAAGGAAGGGACUUUGCUUAUUAGAGCAUAAGUUACUGCCUUUGUGAUCUGCUAAAAGGCACUCACAGCCCCACUUUUCAUCUCCAUGUUUUCUCUUCAUAGCUCUCGGCGAAGCCAAAUUUAUCUCAUUUGAGGAUAGCCAGUGGCACAGUGACUGCUUUAAGUGUGGGAAAUGUUCCAGCUCACUGGUGGGGAAAGGAUUCCUAACCCAGCAGGAUGAGAUCCUCUGCUGCAAGUGCGGGAGCACCGCAUAGCUCACAAGACCUGAAAGCAAACCUUGUUAAUUUCCAUGCGCUUUAAGUAUCACAUGCAUAAUUGCUCAGUGGUCAAAAAUCUGUCUAACAAGUAUAAUUAUUGUUCAGUUGUGCAAAUUGCUUCCUGACAGCAUUUCUGACACAGCUGGCAGGCGUCCCUUUCAUCCUGUAUAACCACUUUAAAUAACAGGGUUUCUGCUAGGAAACAGUUAUAAAGAUAUAUUAACCUGAAAGCAUGUUUGGUUGUUUAACUGAUUGGUUGGUUGGAUGGAUGGUUCCUUGUAGUAGAGUGCACUCUGCUGUUGGGAGUGCAAGAGUGUGCAAGCUUGCAACACAAACCAAUACUGUGCUCAAAUUCUAAUAAAAAGAACAUACAUGACAGCUCUGUUUAAGAAACACCAAAAUGAGAUUUUUUUCCGACAGCACAGUGUUUAUCACUGUCUGCGACCCUUUCUAUGCAUAUGUAGGUCAGCAACGAAGGGUGCUGUCAAACAGUAACAAAGUUGUGUGAGGAAAGUAAU
Molecule: messenger RNA, 25900 nt
Organism: Podarcis lilfordi (Lilford's wall lizard)
Lineage: Eukaryota; Metazoa; Chordata; Lepidosauria; Squamata; Lacertidae
Source: the annotation of a GenBank genome assembly